Molecule: messenger RNA, 2794 nt
Organism: Populus euphratica (Euphrates poplar)
Lineage: Eukaryota; Viridiplantae; Streptophyta; Magnoliopsida; Malpighiales; Salicaceae
Gene: FRS2
Product: FAR1-related sequence 2
Exons: 9
Coding region: 24-2588 (854 amino acids)
Biological process (GO): regulation of DNA-templated transcription
Molecular function (GO): zinc ion binding
Source: RefSeq, a predicted model, not a curated record
UUGAACAAUUGAUUGUUUGGACAAUGGAGAUAGAUCUUGAAGUGCCUACGAGUGAUCAGGAGAAAUUAGAGUCUGGAGCGAACACAAAUGAGUGUAUCAUGGAUAGCGCUAGUGGAUUGCGCGGUAUUGAUGAGGCUGCAAGUUCUUGUUUGGUUGAAGAGGUUGUUGAAGCGUGUGGGUUGAAUGCAAUUGAGGGUGUUAUUAAUGGUGGGGACAAGGUGGAGGAGAGUGGUGUGGGGGUUGAUGGGGUUGGUGAAGGUGGGAUCUCUUUGCCUCAGAAUGGAUUAAAAUUUGAAACGAAGGAGGCAGCAUAUGCGUUCUAUAGAGAUUAUGCGCUCUCUGUGGGAUUUGGGAUCACUAUAAAAGCUAGUCGUCGUUCAAAAAAGAAUGGGAAAUUUAUUGAUGUGAAAAUUGCUUGUUCUAGAUUUGGAAGCAAGCGGGAGUCAAGUGUGACUGUUAAUCCACGAUCAUGUACAAAGACAGAUUGCAAGGCAGGAAUGCACAUGAAGAGGACAGAAGAUGAGAAAUGGGUUAUAUAUAGUUUUGUAAAGGAGCAUAACCAUGAGAUUUGCAAGGAAGAUUAUGAUAAUGCUACAGGGAGACGAAACAAGCAAUCAGGUGCGGUUGCUCGUCCGAAGAAAGGUUUGCAGUUGGCUUUAGAUGAGGAUGAUGUAAAAGUUAUGCUCGAGUAUUUUAUGUGCAUGCAGGGUGAGAAUUCGACCUUCUUUUAUGCAAUAGAUCUGGAUCAUGAAAAACGUAUGAGAAAUGUGUUCUGGAUUGAUGCAAAAGGCAGACAUGAUUAUCAUAGUUUCUGUGAUGUUGUCUUCUUUGACACCUUUUAUGUUAGCAGCAAAUAUAAGCUUCCUUUCGUUCCUAUUAUUGGAGUGAAUAAUCACUUCCAGUUCGUGUUACUUGGAUGUGCAUUGAUUGGGGAGCAAUCUGCAUCUAGUUUUCUCUGGCUAAUGCACACAUGGCUCAAAGCAGUGGGUGGCCAAGCUCCAAAAGUAAUUAUUACUGAUCAAGAAAGAUUCCUGAAUGAAGCUGUUGUGGAUGUAUUUCCUUACACACGCCACUACUAUAGUUUAUGGCAUGUAUUCAGUAAGAUUCAUGAAAACUUGUCUCCUGUUAUGAAUCAAAGUGAAAUUUUUAUGUUGAAAUUCAACAAAUGUAUUUAUCAGUCUCAGACAGAUGAGCAAUUUGAAAAGAGAUGGUGGAAGAUGGUUGAUAGAUUUGAACUAAGGGAGGAUGAAUGGGUUCACUCAUUGUAUGAAAAUCGUAUAAAAUGGGUCCCAACUUUUAUACGAGAUUUAUCUUUAGCUGGAAUGUCAACAACUGAGCGAUCUGGAAGCGUUGCCUCUUUUUUUGACAAGUACAUUCACAGGGAAGCUGUAUUCAAGGAGUUCAUGGAGCAAUAUAAAGCAUUUUUGGAGGACGGGUAUGAGAUGGAAGCCAAAGCUGAAUUUGAAACACAAAACAAACAGCCUGCAUUGAGGUCUCUCUCAUCUUUUGAGAAACAAGCAUCAACAUUAUAUACAGAUGCCAUUUUCAAGAAAUUCCAGGUUGAGGUUUUGGGAGUAGUUUCAUGUCACCUACAAAAGGAAAGUGAAGAUGACACAACUAUUAACUUUCGAGUUGAUGAUUUUGAAGAACGUCAGAAUUUUCUUGUAUCUUGGAACAAAUCAACAAUGGAUAUUUGUUGUAUAUGUCGUUCUUUUGAAUACAGAGGUUUCUUGUGUAAACACGCAAUCCUUGUUCUUCAAAUGUCUGGUGUUUCCAACAUACCAUCCCGCUACAUAUUGAAGCGGUGGACAAAAGGUGCCAAGAUUAAUCAAGCUGUUGAUAAGAUAUCAAAAAGUCUUCAUUAUAGGGUACAACGUUUCAACGAUUUAUGUAAACAAGCCAUCAAACUGGGCAAAGAGGGUUCUUUAUCUAAAGAAGCUUAUGAUAUUGCUGUUCGGACAUUAGAGGAAGUCUUAGAAAAUUGUGUAGGUCUAAAUAACUCUGUUAAGAGUGUCUUAGAGCCUAACACAUUGGAUGUUCUUGGUUUUCCUGGCUUUGAAGAAGAGAACUGUGAUAACUGUUUGACCAAGUCAUCAAAGAAAAAGAGAACUUACAAGAAAAAAAAGGUAUACUCUGAGGCCGGGGGUAUAAAAAUUGGUUUGCAAGAAAGCUACCAGCAGAUGGACCAGAUUAACUCUAGGGCACACCAUACUGAUAACUGCUACAUUCCUCAGCAGGACACGCAAGAGGUGGAAUUAGGGUCUAGGGCACCAAAUCUUGAAGGCUAUUAUGGCUCUCAAGAAGGCACGCCAGGAGUGGGACAGCUGAACUCAAUUUCGCCAUUCCAUGAUGGUUAUUAUAGCAAUCAACAGGGCUUACCGGUUCUGGGACAGUUGCAUUUGAUACCAACACAUGUUAGUCACUAUGGAGCCCCACUGAGCAUGCAGGGACUGGGUCAGUUGGGCUUCAGAUCACCAACCAUGCAAACUUCUUUCAGUAACUUGCCAGAUUUGGAACAGCCUGUCAGCUCUACGCAAUUUAAUGGCAUCGCAUCAAAGCAUCUACAUGACAAGCACCUCUCCAGUUAACUCUCACAGUAACAUGCGCAUGGAUUUUCAAGAUAUGAGGACAGAUAAGUGAAUCAUCUGUGGAUCCUCAAUAAUUAUCUCAUAUACGUAUUUGUUUGUUCUUUACACUUGUAUAGUGCUGUUGGAAAUGAAAUUUGCCAAUAAGAUGGCAUGAACCUUUCUGUAUUUGACAUAGAUUUGUAUAUUAACCAAUUUAGUUGAAGGCA